CCUCGAGGCUCUUGGUGAAUAUCGCAAAAACAGCACACCCACUUGCUGUUUCCCAACGACAAUUGACAGCGCGUUCGGGAUCCAAAGACCAAACCGCAAUCAUGCCUCUCUUUAUCCUAACAGAAACCAGUGCCGGUUAUGGCCUGUUCAAGGCGGCAGACAAGAAGCUGCUGUCCGACGACAACCUCGCCGAGCGUCUCAACAGCGUUGAGAAGAUCACCAAGGAGAUCAAGUACAAGGAGUUCGCCAAGUUCGAGAGCGCCGCCUCUGCCCUCGAGGAAAUCGCUGGUGUUGUUGAGGGCAAGAUCACCCCCAAGCUGAACAGCCUGCUUGCCGAGAUUGGUAAUGAGAAGAAGGUCACCCUCGCCGUUGCCGAGAGCAAGCUCGGUGCUGCCAUCAACAAGAUCCCCAACCUCGACAUCCAGCCCAUUGCCGACUCCACCACCACCGACCUCUUCCGUGCCAUCCGCCAGUACCUUCCCGAGCUCAUUCCUGGCAUGCUCCCCGAGAACUUCAAGGAGAUGUCCCUCGGUCUCUCUCACUCUCUCUCCCGCCACAAGCUCAAGUUCUCCCCCGAAAAGGUCGAUGUCAUGAUCGUCCACGCUGUCUCGCUCCUCGACGAGCUUGACAAGGAGCUCAACACCUACGCCAUGCGUGUCAAGGAAUGGUACGGCUGGCACUUCCCCGAGUUGGCCAAGAUCCUUCCCGACAACCUUUCUUAUGCUCGCAUCAUCGUCACCAUGGGCAUGCGUUCUAACGCCACGACUGCCGAUUUGUCCGAGAUUCUUCCCCACGAGAUUGAGGCUGCCGUCAAGGCUGCCGCCGAUAUUUCCAUGGGUACUGAGGUUUCCGAGGAGGAUCUCCAGAACAUCAAGUACCUCGCUGAGCGCGUCAUCGACUACUCCGUCUACCGCAAGCAGCUCUCUGACUACCUCGAGAACCGCAUGCGCGCUAUUGCUCCCAACAUGACCGAGCUCGUCGGCGCUCUUGUCGGUGCUCGUCUCAUUGCCCACGCUGGCUCCGUCAUGAACCUUGCCAAGAACCCCGGUUCUACCAUCCAGAUUCUCGGUGCCGAGAAGGCCCUUUUCCGUGCCCUCAAGACGAAGCACGCCACUCCCAAGUACGGUCUCAUCUACCACGCUUCUCUCGUUGGCCAGGCUUCCGGUGCCAACAAGGGUAAGAUGGCUCGUCAGCUCGCCUCCAAGGUCGCUCUUGGUGUCCGUACCGAUGCUCUUGCCGAGUUCCCCGAGGAUGCCGAUGAUGAGACUCGCGCCAACCUUGGUAUCCGCUCCCGUGCCAAGCUUGAGAACAACCUUCGCCAGCUCGAGGGCAAGCCCAUUGCCAGCAAGGGUGUCUCUGUCGGCCCCAACGGUAUCCCCGUCGCUUCUGCCCCCAAGUGGGACAUCAAGGAGGCCCGCAAGUACAACAUCGAUGCUGACGGCAUGGCCGCUGAUGCUGAGGCUCCCAAGAAGCCCCUCAUCCAGGAGGUUGAGAUGAAGGAUGCUCCCGCCGAUGAGGAUGAGGAGAUGAAGGAUGUCUCUGAGAAGAAGUCCAAGAAGGACAAGAAGGAGAAGAAGGAGAAGAAGGACAAGAAGGCCAAGAAGGAGCUUGACGACGAGGACUUUGAGCGUCUCGCCAAGGCCGCUGGCAUGUCUGCCGACAAGUUCAAGCGCCGCUUCGAGCGCGGUCAGAUCAGCAUCAAGGAAGACGGCACCCUCGAGGUCCUCAGCAAGAAGGACUUCAAGGGCAAGGCCGAGGUCGAGGAGGAGGCUGAGGAGGAGGAGAAGCCUGCCAAGAAGUCCAAGAGCUCCAAGCGCAAGGCUGAGGCCGAGGAGGAAGAGACAACGAAAGAGGAGAAGCCCAAGAAGAAGAAGAAGAAGUCCAGCAAGGAGUGAUUUCCUUUUUGAAUUCUCAUCUUCGGAGUUAAUUACCGCUCCGUCUUCCCUUCUUCUUGUUUGUUUGUCUGUAUGAUACACCUCCCCGGCAAAAUUUCGGCUUGUGGUUGAUCUCUGGCGUUGGUAAUGGGCAAUGUGACGGCGUACUGGAUGGAGCAUUGAUUUGAGUUUUAGAGAAGAAUAUGGUUUUUAUGUUGUUUAUAAAGCGAUCUCGAUUCUCAUUUGGAUCUAAAAAGGGGCAUUGAGACAGGUUCAGCGGUGGUGAUACGCUGCGGCCCGGUUCUUGUCAACGGUUGGCGGAGGACCGAACUUGUAUUCCUAUCUACCUAAAUAGCCUCCGUCUUCUGAAGCUUGAAUUCGAUUGACAGUCAGUAA
Molecule: messenger RNA, 2270 nt
Organism: Neurospora tetraspora
Lineage: Eukaryota; Fungi; Ascomycota; Sordariomycetes; Sordariales; Sordariaceae
Product: nucleolar protein 58
Exons: 3
Coding region: 102-1895 (597 amino acids)
Cellular component (GO): small-subunit processome; box C/D methylation guide snoRNP complex
Molecular function (GO): snoRNA binding
Source: RefSeq, a predicted model, not a curated record